Oryzias melastigma (Indian medaka) is the source of this 5593-nucleotide messenger RNA. RefSeq names its product PR domain containing 2, with ZNF domain a (gene prdm2a). The transcript is spliced from 5 exons. Gene Ontology annotation, biological process: regulation of transcription by RNA polymerase II. Gene Ontology annotation, cellular component: nucleus. Bases 414 to 3998 code for a protein of 1194 amino acids. The record is from RefSeq and is a predicted model, not a curated record. Gene Ontology annotation, molecular function: RNA polymerase II transcription regulatory region sequence-specific DNA binding; DNA-binding transcription factor activity, RNA polymerase II-specific. Lineage: Eukaryota; Metazoa; Chordata; Actinopteri; Beloniformes; Adrianichthyidae.
AACUUUUGACUGGCCAAUCAGAAUGUUGCGAUUGUGUUGGUACAGGAAAAACGAAAAGGGAAACAAUAUUUACGUAUAUAUUUAUAGCAAGACUACAAGCUGAAGAAGAGUUCAGUUUCAGCCCUUCUACUGCAAUUUGGAGUCCGAUUCAGGAAAGCGGCUGACUUGUGUGUAAGCGAGUUUGAAGUCCAUGUAGCCCGAGUAGACUGUGACGACGUGUUGUGUGACCAGUUAGCAAUGGAGAAGGACGGGGGAGCGUCACCGCACCAGAUUGAAGAUUCUGUUGAUUUGCCCGACGAACUCAAGUGAACCAAGUGACUGUUAAAAUGGUGUGACAGCUGCCGAAGUACACCCUUUAGAGAGCUUCACACAACCCCCUCCAACGAAGGAGCUGGAUUUCCUUCCACCUAAACAUGUCUGAGCUUAAACACCAUCAAGAUUUGGAAGAGGAGGAAUUCAGUCACCAAGAAGAACGAGACAUGACGUCCGACUGCACUGACCCUUACAUGAGCCUCAUCCAAAGUGCAGUUAGAGAGUCACUUUUCUGCCACAUCUGUGAAAAACAUUUCACCAACAGUCAAGAAUUGGAACAACAUGCUUGCUCUGAUAAAACAUUGAGUUCAAAUGUUAAUCAUUUGUGGGACGAGGAAAGAGAUCCUCUGGUUUCAACUGGAUCAGUCAUACAGCAAAAUGAGCCAGAGGUGCACAAGGAAAAAUUAUGUUUUUUCCUCAAAGACAAUUCUCAGAUUUUGGUCAAGGACGCAUCUGAGCUUCAAACACAACCUGGAAAGCAUGAAGAACCUGCAGAGCAGAAUAUGCUCAACAUCUCUAGCAACAUUUCAGAGGAUCUUACUUUUUACAUUGAUGGAAAAAUGGUGUCAACCAGUAACUGUGAAGUAUCUGAGGGUCACUGUGAGUCUUCAGCAGUAGUUGGACUUGAUGUUCUUACUGGAAAUCCAACCCAGAUCAGCAGUGAACCCAAAACUAGAACUGAACUGGAGUCUGAAAUUGCAUCAUCACCAUCAUCUUUUGUUUCUCCUUUAAUAGAAAACUCAUCUCUAAAUUCCGAGUCUACAGAGGAACAGAAACAAAGGGCAGGGUUACUGCCUCAUAACCGGAGUCAGGAAGGUCUGAACCCCUCUCUCACUGUCAUCACAGACGGCCAGAAGCCAUCCUCACCCGUCUCUUUCUCUGUCCUGCCGUCUGGAAGGUUUAAAAGAAGAACAAGUUCUCCAACAACCUUCCCAAAUACAGAUGAAUCAGUAGCGGUCCCAGAUGCUGGUGAUGUUGUUUCUGUAAAUACAGGACUGCAGGGUUCAUGUACUCAGCAUACCACGAGUGACAAUAUGAUUCCAUGUGUGGGAGAGCAGGCACCUAAACCGGUUUUGAUGGACACCAGGCCUUCUGUAACCGGCGGGAAUUCAUGCAACCAGCGCCCGCUGGACCUGUCGAACACCGUCAAAACAAAUGACUCCGCUGCUUUGGAUUUGAGUUUGCAGAAAAGCAUCCCCGGUGGAUCCGAACUGGCGUUACAUUUAGGUAAAAAGGCUGUAAAGGAAACUGGAAAAGGAGGUCUGGAACCUCCGAUGAUCACUUUAGUAACGGCUUCAGACAUUGUGACCCCAGUGGAGCCUGUUCCUGAAGGCCUCGUUUACGGGCUCACCCUGUCCCCGCCUUCCCUAGCUCCGCCCUCCGCCUCCCUCGCUCCCAUUGCUUUGGAGUCGGCUUCACCGUGCACAAUAGCGUUUGCUUCCCCGGUCGCUCACGCUAUGCUUCCCACCGCGCCCUCCUUAAUCACAGUUUUAGCCCCUCCACCUGUUUCCAACCAGCCAAUUCAGGUGAUGGCCCCCAACAUAUCCCCCGAGCCCAUGGUGAUCUGCACAGAAAACCCGUUAAACUCCCCGUGUGACUUAGCUGCUGCAUUUGCCACAACAAACUCUGCAAACAUCGUUACUCUUUCACAACCCCUCAAUCCUGCUCUUCACCUACCCGGCCAUGUGCUUCUCGACUCCUCCCCGGUGUCAGAGGUGCCCCUCGCUCCCUCCGUCAAUUUAACCGACUCCUUGUUUAGUUCAUACAACAUUGCCAGCAACGCAGUGUUGAUCGAGUGCACGAUAGCUCUCGAUGGUCCGAGGGCUGUCGUUCCUGCUGCGGUUAACCCCCAAGAGAAGGCCGCGGACUUUCCCAUUCCAACACAGUUGGUUGUAAAUCAAAUGAAACUGCCCAACCUUGAAACUGUCGACCCCAGCAUUCCCGUGUCCUCCACUGCAGAAUCUUUACCUCUGUCUGCUGACACAGAGGCGACGUCUGGGACUUCUAUUGUCAGAGACUCCAGCUCUGAUGCAGAACCUGAUGCUAACCCGGAGUCACCUGCUGGAAAAGAUGAGGACGCCGCUGACGAAUCUGUUGCCGUGUCAGAAAAUGCCCCGGAAAUUGCUUCUUCUCCGGCAGAAAAAGCUGCAGAACCAUCUCAUAAUACAACAGAUGUGCAAGAAGAGCAGACCUUUACAAAGAACUUCAUCUGUAAUGUGUGCGAUAAGCUUUUCCAUUCAAUGAAAGAACUAGGCCAUCAUGUGGGUGACCAUGCUGAUGAAUGGCCUUACAAAUGUGAGUUCUGCGUGCUGCUCUUUGGCAAACCCUCCGCUCUGCUCGACCAUCGAUCAAGCCUCCACGGCGUCGGAAAGACUUACGUCUGCAGCGCUUGCACUAAAGAAUUCGUCUACCUUUGCAAUCUUAAACAGCAUCAAGAAGAAUUGCAUCCCGGUCAGUCGUGUACGUACACUGAAGAUGAAAAGGGAAAACUUAGACCUCAAAACUACAACAACUCCACUAAAGUCAACACAGAUCCUCUGGCGGCCAAGUCUCUACAGGAGCCCAGCGACGUGGUGAAAAAGGAAAAAAGUGAAGUGGAUGUGGCUGCUGAAGAGCUUUUUACAACCAUUAAGAUAAUGGCUUCAGAUGGUGGCAAAGUCAAAGGGCCCGAUGUCCGACUUGGCAUUUACCAGCAUUAUCCCAGCUUCAAGCCGCCUCCUUUUCCUUAUCACAACAGAUCACCUGCUGGUUCAGUCGCUUCUGCCACAAACUUCACAACCCACAACAUCCCACAGACUUUCACUACGGCUAUCAGGUGCACCAAAUGCGGCAAAAGCUUUGACAACAUGCCAGAACUACACAACCACAUCUUGGCAUGCGCAAAUGCUAGCGACAAAAGGCGAUACACGCCGAGGAAAAACCCCGUCCCUUUACGACACUUUUCAAAAUCUCAGAAUGGGGUCCUUUGGAUUUCCUCCAACGGAUUAAAGGCUUCAAUUAGAGUUAGUCCGGCAAGCAGGUCUAAACCCGGUCAAGAAGCGCCGGUAAAGUUAAGAAUACUGAGCAAAAAGAAGAAAAAGUUGGUGCAAAGAGUGAUGCCGCAGAGGAACAAGUCUGUCUCCUCUUCAAACAAAGCGUCUUCUCCACAGGUGGAGAGCCAGCAGGAGGUCUUUGUCUGUCCUCACUGUAGCAGGGAGUUCACAAUGCGGCGCAGUCGAACCAAACACAUGGCGGUCUGCCCCAAGAAACCCGCAGAGGUGACAAAAAGGAAAGAAGGAGGAAUCUCCGUCACAAAGGAGAAUGAUCAUCUUCAUCGAGGAGUCUCUCGUGUGAAUGACAAACAGUCGUCACCGCCACAUAAAACCAGACACCAAACCUCUGGCUCUGCAAAGAGGCACGCCAUCCUACCGGUACAAGCUGUCUUCCCAAGCAAAAGAAGUAAAAUCAGCAUAAAAGAGCUCGCCGAGCCAAAGCAGGAGUCGCCCACGCUGACAGAAAUCCCAAUUCGCACUUUCAACCCUUCCAUGCGGCAGUACAGCAGAAUGCAGCAGAACGUCCGAGUACCCGUUAAGAUCUCAGUGGUGAGGCCUCAACAGACUGUACAGGAGAGAGACGCUCCAACUCCAAGCAAAGAGGAAGCAGGCAGAGCCGUUACCAGGCUCUCCGAGCAGAGCACGUCAGUGUGAGGACAUCUGAGAUCAGCAGGAUUCUGUUGCAUCGACUCGUCUCGGUGUUCUUCACGGGGAGACGCUGGUCAUUGCACUGUAAACCCAUCAGACUGCACUGUACUUUGAAUUACUUUUCCAACAGCUGCAACAGAAGGGUAUGAUAGUGGAGCGCAUGUACAUAUACGAACGCCCAUUUCCGUUUGCUUUGACACUUUAGCUCCACUAAUAGAGGGAGACGAUGCCAAGUGGCAAUCAUCUUCAGCAAUGCGUUUGCACUCCUGGAAUUUUUGGUUCAACCCUCACAGCAUGCCAUCUGUGCGUUCCUAUUAUAGCUCGUGGAUCACAUCGACGCGGUCCUCAGUAAUUAUGAAGCUUUUUCUCAGGUAGAAAGCGGUCGGUGUAGUUACAUGGAUCAUGUGAGGAAGUGUACAGAAGGGUUUUUGGACAGGUGAACCCCGCAUCAUGCUCUAUGUGAAAAGUCUCGUCAAGCAUGUCAUUAUUCUAAUUAGAAAUUUAAGUUUUUCAGAGCUUGUGAAUGUAAGAUAUAAUUGGGAAAAAAGUGUAUGAUAUUUGACCCUGCUGCUACUGUAUUUACUGUAUAAUAAUUUGAGAAUUGUGCUUUCUAUGUGCCAACAAAGUGACCAAAUAUGGCAUUAAAGUUGUGAAAAUGUAACUUUUUGUGUUUCCCAGAUGAAGGAUUUAACUUUUGGCAAAUUUGAUUUCAACCUGUUCAUUCAAACCUUGUUGGUUUGAUAGUAAAUUUACCAAAUUUUGGGAGUUGCACACUUUAUUUUUUCUGACAUUUGGGAAACUGCUUGUUUUUUUUUUUGACGUAUUUGCACUGCAGUUGACAUUUGUACUUUGCUCAAAGUCUGUACAGCUCCGUUCUUUGCUUUCCAUCAGAAAUCUUUACAUAUCUCUCACAAUUAUGUUUGUUUUCUCCCUCUUUGCACCUUUCCCUGCAAAAAUGCUGAUUGUUUUCUGCUCCCCUCACUGUACAGUCUGAGCGUCUUCUUGAUCUGUAACAUUCAUGCUCUUCAUCUUUGCACUUAUGUCUAGAAGUCGACAACAGUUGUAGUGGGAUGUGUAGAGGAUGAGACGUUUCGGUUGCAGCAUGUGCAAUGUUUGUCAGAAAUUACACAUUUUAUUUAAAUAUUCUAUAAGUUUGAAGAACUUUUUGUUUAAACUCUUAAUUUGAUGAUACUGAAACUUGCUAACGGUACCUGGAAGAAUAUUUAUUAAAUUGAGUUUGUUUUUGCAGCCCUGCUGGUAAUUUUUCUGAAUUUCAGACUGCAACCUGUUUGGAUGUUUCGGGAGACUGUUAUGAAACUGUGAAAAGGGCUUGUAGCAUUUCGGAAAUGACUUAUUUAUUAAUAAUUUAAAAUUGAUUGAUCUGUCUUUGAUUCCUCUAUGAUUUGCACUAGAGCCUUUUUUAAGCAAGUGUUCAAAAAAAUAAAGAGAGAGAAUGUUAAACGUGUGUGAUUGUGAAGCUUUCUUUGAGAUGAUGUGAUGUUGUGUAAUUAAUGGUGGUUUGUUAGUUAUUGUUCUAUUACAAAUGCAUGUUGUGUGUAUUCUAGACUUCAUAAAGUUCAUUUAGUGGCCAGAUGGUGGCA